Aureococcus anophagefferens is the source of this 777-nucleotide messenger RNA. RefSeq lists its product as hypothetical. NCBI's taxonomy places the organism in Eukaryota, Pelagophyceae, Pelagomonadales, Pelagomonadaceae. Gene Ontology annotation, cellular component: nucleus; NuA4 histone acetyltransferase complex; Rpd3S complex. The transcript is spliced from 2 exons. Bases 1 to 777 code for a protein of 258 amino acids. Gene Ontology annotation, biological process: chromatin organization; regulation of DNA-templated transcription. The record is from RefSeq and is a predicted model, not a curated record.
AUGAGCGACUCGAUCCCGGGGGGCGCGCCCGGCGCGCCGGCGCCACCUCCAGCGCCCCCGGCCGACGCGGCCCCGGCGCCGCCUCCGGCGCCCGGCGCCUUCGCCGUCGGCAGCGCGUGCUUCUGCGCGCACCAGUCGAACUGGUACAAGGCGCGCGUGCGCCAGGUCGCCGGCGACGGCGGGCGGGUGCGCUACCUCGUCCACUACGACGGCUGGAACGCGCGGACCGACGCGUGGGUCGACGGCGCGUCGCUCCGCGCCGCGGACUACGACUUCGGCCCGGCGGCGGCGGCCGAGCCGGCCGCGGCGGGCGGCGGCGCCGCGCCCGCGGCGCCGCCGGCGAAGCGGCGGAAGCGCGCCGCCGCCGCGGCGCCCGCGGCGCCCGCGGCGGCGGCGGCCGACGGCGGCGGCGCGCGGCUCCGGCUGCCCCUGCCGCGCGAGCUCCGCGACGUCCUCGUGCGCGACUGGGAGCAGGUCACGCGCGAGCCGCGCCACUGGCCGGCCCUGCCCCGGUCGCCGACCGUCGCGGAGCUCCUCGCGGGCUUCGUCGACGGCAGGGCCGCGGCCGCGCCCGGGGCCCAGGCGGCCAAGUGGCGCGACGUGCUCCUCGUGAAGACGGACCUCGCGCCGGGCGAGCUGCCCCAGCUCGCCGCGAAGCUCGGGGCCCUCGUCGACCACCUCGCGAAGCGGCGGGGCGAGCUCUUCCUCGACCACUACGAGCUCCGCGAGGCCCACCUCGGCGCCUACGGCCUCGGCGCGCCCGAGCGGCGGGCCUAG